This is a messenger RNA of Nilaparvata lugens (brown planthopper), 6589 nucleotides long. Its product is annotated as phosphatidylinositol transfer protein alpha isoform. NCBI's taxonomy places the organism in Eukaryota, Metazoa, Arthropoda, Insecta, Hemiptera, Delphacidae. Gene Ontology annotation, biological process: phospholipid transport. The transcript is spliced from 10 exons. Gene Ontology annotation, cellular component: cytoplasm. Gene Ontology annotation, molecular function: phosphatidylinositol binding; phosphatidylcholine binding; phosphatidylinositol transfer activity. The record is from RefSeq and is a predicted model, not a curated record. The coding region runs from base 132 to 1025 and encodes 297 amino acids.
GAAUCUGCCCUCAGUCGUUCAACAGUCAACACUUCUCGCUUUUCGGCUAAUCUGCUGUCUGCACUGUUCGUGCGUGUGCCCGUGUUAUAUUCCAUGUGCAUAGUUUUUGUACAGCAGUAGAAAAUACAAAGAUGCUGAUUAAAGAAUUCCGUGUAACACUGCCACUGACUGUGGAUGAGUACCAAGUAGCCCAGCUGUACUCCGUAGCUGAAGCGAGCAAGAAUGAGACGGGUGGUGGUGAGGGAAUCGAGGUGCUCAAAAACGAGCCUUUCUCUGAUCAUCCACUCCUUGGAGGCAAAUACCACAAGGGCCAAUACACCUAUAAAAUCUACCACUUAGCAAGCAAAGUUCCUGCUUACAUCAGACUGAUGGCACCGAAGGGUGCUUUAGAAAUACAUGAAGAAGCAUGGAAUGCCUACCCAUACUGCAAAACUGUCAUCACAAACCCAAAUUACAUGAAGGAAAAGUUUGUAAUUUGUAUUGAAACCCUUCACGUUGGAGAUGCCGGAGAUAGUAAUAAUAAUCCGGGGUAUAUGAAAGACAAUUUUACUAUUCUUAUUGAGUCUUAUCAUAUUGGUGAUAAGGGUGAUAAGGAAAAUGUUCACGAGUUACCGCCUGAGAAGUUGAAACAACGAGAAGUAGUUCAUAUUGAUAUUGGAAAUGAUCCUGUGUCCACGGGUGAUUACAAAAAAGAUGAAGAUCCUUCGUUAUUCAAAUCUGAAAAGACUGGGCGUGGGCCCCUCACUGGAAAAUGGAUUGAAAAGGUUGAUCCUGUGAUGACAUGCUACAAACUUGUGACUGUUGAAUUCAAAUGGUUUGGACUGCAGACUAGGGUUGAGAAUUUCAUCCAAAAGUCUGAACGACGACUUUUCACAACUUUUCAUAGGCAAGUAUUUUGUUGGAUGGACCGUUGGCAUGGAUUGACCAUGGAGGAUAUCCGUGAAAUCGAAGAGAAAACAAAAGAAGAGUUGGAUAAGCAACGCAACGUUGGUCAAGUCCGUGGAAUGAAAGCUGAUGGAGAUUGAAGCGACACAUUCUUUAUUGCAUCAUUUUUCUCGUUUAAUUUGUACGUUUUUUGAACUCAUACGUUGUUGCUCCAUUAAUUUUUGUUGGAUUAUUAAUAAGUUUAUAGUUUUUUUAUUUUUGGGUUCUGUUACCAAUAAUUGUAAAUAUAAUACAAGGAAUUUAUAAAGAGCACAUGAUCAAUGAUGAAACAACCGCUUGAUAUAUUUUUGUUUCUUCGCUUGAUUAUGAUACAAAAUAUCAGGUUUUGACUUGAAUGGGACAAAAGUGAGUCCCAUCAAAGUCGUAAGGAGUUUAAUACAGUUUAUUUUUAUUUUAAAAUCUUAUUUUUAUGUUAGUAAUAAUAUUGUGCUCCAGCUGUUUGUGAUAAUUUAUUUGUUGACUAAUGCGAAUGAAAACUUCAGCUAACUUUAUUAACUUUAAUUUUUUAGCAUAGCUUUGCGUUAUAUUUUUUAUUUCUAUGAUAUUCACAUAUUCGACAACAAUCCAUUCCUUUCUGUGGUAAUUUAUUUAGGUUAUUUUUUGUUAAAAUAUUUGUAUUUUCUAAUUACAAUGAUUCCAAGUAGAUUAGUAAUAUUGCUAUUAAUAUUCUCUCAGUAUUUACUAUAAUUCUGCCACUGCUUCCAAAAUUUAUUUUUCGUUCAAUAAUUUACCUAUUUUAUAUAAAUGUAUCGUCAAUAUUUAGUAAUAAUCUGCAAUAUUUGAGUUUAAAACCCUCCAUCUCUUAGUGUUGGAUCAGGUGUUUUGUGUUUACAAUUACGAACAAUUUUUUCAAAAUAAUAUUUUAUAAUUUGGUAUUUGGAAAGGUGAGAUAUGUGCUAUCGUCUUCAAUGAAUUACAGUGGUGUUGUAGAUUGAAGCAAGACUGUAUAUCUGAAGCUAAGCAAUUAUUCCUUUAUCUUGUUUUAAACGUUUCCAAUUAGGAAGCAUUUCUACUUCGUAAUUUGUGUCUGUAAGUAUUAAUAUUUUGUUGUUAAGUGACUUAGCUUUGAAGUGUGAUUCGUUACAGUGUGCUUCCUAUUAGUUUAGAGAGCUUUGAUUGUUUCUGAUUAUUUUGCUCAGAUAUUUUUCAUGCUAAUCGGAACCAUCAAGUAGCAAAGAUAUAAAUUGACGUUAUCUUACUAUGUAACUAUAAUCAGUAGUUAAAUCGAAUUACUCCUAUAUUGUAAUUUCGAUAUUCAAUUGAAACCUUUCAUUUUUUCAAGUGAAAGCUUUCAUUUUUCAAGUUGAAUGUUUUUCAUUAAAGUCAGUCAAGUCGUAUUUUUUCACUAUAAUAUAACUAUAAAAUGUUAGUAUGUGUCUCAAAUCAAAUAGUUAUUUAAAUAUUGUUGGGAAAUAAUUGUAAAUUUACUAUUUAAAGUGUUAAACAUGUUGAUAGUUUAAGAAUCUACAGUAAAUAUUACUUGUUUCAGAGACUCUGUCCACUUGAAGUAGUUUUCACUUAUCGCAAUUGCGUAUUAUUUCAUAUUACUUGAUAGGCUAAUAGUAUCCAUGAUAAGUUACUCAUUAAAGGAGAGUUAUUACACGAUUUAAAGAACUGUAAUAAGUCCUAGCCAAAUUACAGUACCUUGACGUUUUCUCUGUAAUUUAUAGAAUUGACAAUAAAAUUGUUUCUACUGUUUGAAAAUCUAUGAACUGAUAAUAAUAAUAUUGUAUGGAUAAUAGUAAAGAAUUAACUAUGAAUAUCUAUAAAACAUUGCUCUGUGUAAUGAUAGAAUAUAGACCAGUACGUUGUCGAAACAUGUUGUAGCUGCUUAUUCUAUUUACAAAAGAGGUGAUAGAGGCUAGUCAUUGUACAAGCCUAAUAAUUAUAAUAAAACAUAGAUUGAAAAAAGUUGAUUGUAAAUAUUGCAUCAUAAUUUUCAAUAGAUUGUUGCAAAAAUAUUUACUUCAAUUGAAGAGUUUUAGGUGGGGGAGUUGGAUACCAGGAGCUUUGCAGUAGUAGAGGCCGGCCAUAUAAGCUGUAGAUUACCAGUAGCCUACUCUCAAUAGCUUUCUUUUUUAGUUGAUCACAUUCGUUUUUAUCCAACCUUUUUUGUUAGAUCUCAUCUAAUCUCUUUCAAAUUCUGAAAAGUUUCUCCCUUAGUUCAUUUUUAUUUAUUUAGUUAUUGCACUUUUGCAUGUAACUUACUAAGAAUCACAAUAAAUUAUUCUAAAUGCUACCGUCCACUCUCCCUGUAAAAUUGACAAUUCUUUGCUCUCUAAACUCAAUAUUGAUAAACUUCAUUCUCACUUUUCUAUAGUCCUCUUGUUUAUUAUUGAUUUUUAUAUUUAUUUCAUUUUUAUUACUAAAAAAUGUUUUGAGAUUAUUUAUAAAGGGUUUUCAAGUUUUUUUUUAAUUUUAAAGGGAGCAAUAUACUUCUCAGUUCUCAAUACCGCUUCAACAGAGUUAUAAUUAACAACUAAAGUUUCUACCACUGCAAAACUUUGACUAAGAAAUUUUUACUCAGAAAAAUCAUAGUCGAGAGGGUAUGAUGUGAAUACUUUUGUGGAAAAAAGUCGUAUUCAAGCAAUUUAUUCAACGUUUAUCCCUAUUUUGAGCAUCUGCCACAGCCAAUUUAAAGUUCUAAUCGAUAAAACGCAACAAAAAUGGAAGUUAUUCAAGAGUUACCUCCUAUUAGUUGCUUAUAUAAAUUUUCUUAUUAAAUUAUGAGUAGACAAUUUUCGAUAUCAGUUGAAUAUAAUAAUUAUUUUUCACUUAACUUUAUUCGAAAACUUAUUGUGUUUGUUUAUUGAUGGUUCUUGAUAAAUGAUCAAAUUUGAACGUCAUGUCGUUUACAUUGGAUUGACAAAACUGCAGAAUUAAGUUUUUGGUAACUCUAUGUUUGGUGAUAUAUGAUAUUCGAGUGUUAAGAAUAGGAAGAGAUUAUUUCUGUAAUGUGGUAGCUUGGUUGAAAUAUAUACUAUGGAAAUAUUUAUAUUACAGCGAUUAUAGUAGUGAAUGACAUUUGUAACUUGAAUAUACGUGUUUGCUUAGUUUUCAGAACAUUAAUAUUUUCUGUUUCUUACAUUUUAUCGCAUUUAAAAAAUGUAGUUUCUCAUUUUUGCACUCCAAUGCACCCUUUCUUGUUUUUCACAGUAAAUCAAUUACUAAGUACUUUCCACAGUUCCUAUAAUUAUAUUUUUUGAUAAUUUUAAUACUAUUAAGUUCAUUAACAUGACAAACCUCGUUGUCAACCUUCAUAAAAGAUGAGUUCUUUUCUUUGGAGCUCUUUUAUAUUUCCUUGAAACGUAAUUGUGCACAUUAUCCUUUUAACGCACCACUUACGCAAUAGUUGAAAUAUAGUAUUCAAUAAAGCUUGAGAAAAUUAUUCCUCAAGUAUUUCUUAUAAAUUUCAACAACUUCAAUAAUUAAAGUAAAUAGUCAACUAGUCAGACCAAAAACAAAUUACUGCAUCAAAACUAUAAUAUUGUUGUUUUUUAUUAUUAGUGGUUCAGUCUCCAAAGUUGUGUUUCUGCUCUUAUUUGAAGUUUAGAGAGUAGUCAAAUUUUGCUAUUCCGUAAAAUUCAACUACGUUAUCUUGAAAAGAAAGAGCAAUCAUAAUUUCAAUAAAUAUGUACUUAUUUCUAGCUGAUUGGCUCCCAGUUUCGAUAAGGUUAAAUCACGUUCUGUUUGAAAUAUUAUUCUAUGUACUACAGACUACAUUCAUUUCAUGAGUACUUUCAUUAAUACGAAUCCGUUCAUUCCAAUUAAACUAAUUUCAAUUUCUUAAUUGAAUUGAAUAGGAUUUUUGAGUAAGUGAAUAUUCAAUUGAAGAUUUCAACUAAGUUAUUCAACUCAUUUAAGAGCUUAUUUAUUCAUUUUUGAUUAUUCGUUUUAGUCUUAGUUUUGUGAUUAUAAAAUUCAUGAAAUAAUUGGUUUCCAGGUGCUAUGUGCAUAUUAUUCACCAUAUAGAUUUUAGAUUAUAGUAAUCGGGCGAUGCCUGAUGAGCAUUUGUUUGGCCUAGUCAACAGGGCAGGAAGCACUCUGAUUGGCGGCUGAUUGUGUUGGCAUUCGGGAAUCCACUGAUUCGGCAAACUGGCUGAUCGAGAAUGAGCCAAUCAUCAGACAGAUUUCUGCCCUGCCGACUCGGCUGAAAAACGUCUGAAAAAACGCUCGUAUGGCCUCGAACUUAGGCAUUGCGCAAACAUAGUAUUCUUUCUCUCUUGUGCUUUACCAAGGCUUCACAAGAUUCAUUUUUUCAAUUAAAUUCAUAUUUUUCGACGAAAUUUUCACAGCUUAUCAUCUGAACUUCUAACUAUUUCCAUAUGUUUUUUUGUUUCUUCUUGUAGAUGGGUUUCCUUAACGGUACGUUAUGCUUGCAAAGUUGACUUUUUGUUUUGCUUGCGAUCUUGAAAACAUAUACAAAUUUUAAAGUAUCAUGCAAUAAAAGCAAAAACGUUUUUUUUGUUCUUCAGUUGACUGUUUUAGAACCUUUUUUGAUGAUGUAAUUGGUAAGUCUAUCCUGUAUCUUGAUAAUUCCAUGAAAGAAUAACAUGUAAUGAAAAUCUUGAAUAUUAUGGCAUAAUAUCAGGCAAAAAUCCAUAGUGAGGCCUAUGAUGUUUAGCAUUGAAAAAUAAAAAUGUAAUUAUUGUCAUGUUCAAAUAUCACUCAUUUAUGUAGUGCUAAAUAUAUUUUAGUAGUGAUAUCUGAACAAUCAAUAUCUUCUUACACGUUCCCACUUUAUUUAUGUUUCAUUAGCCUAUGUUUUCAAAGUAAUUUACAUUGAUUUGUGUAAAAAUAUAAUAUUACAUCUCUAAUAACUUUGAAAUUUAAAAUUUAAUUUUAUGAGUCAACUCAUUAACAACUCAUGGAAUUUCGAAGAAAUGAAUAAACAGUAGUAGAUUUCGCUAAAAAAUUACUGCUGUUCAAUGAAGAGCUUUCAAAUAUGUUUUUGCAUUGGAGAGAAGGUUAGUUAUUGAAUGGGCUAAAUAUUUGUAUAAAGGAGUACAGUAUUCAUAAAAGAUGCACAGUAGUAUGUGCAUUCUUACCAUGAUCCAGCAAUAUCAUGUAAAAAAUGGAUUGGUGAUAUCCUGUUUACCAAAAUUGCUCAAACUGUCCUCAAACGAUAAAAGCGUGAUUGUGGCCAUACUCCUAAUAAAGUAAAGUGUUUGCAGAAAUAAUUAUUGUAAAAAUAACUUCUCAAACAUUAACUUCUAUUAUUAUGAGUGGAACUAUGUGCUCAAAAUGUUGCUAAUCACACAUAUUGUUGAAAAAGAAUUAACUUAGAAGCCCUGACGUUACGAAACUUUUCUUACAGUCCUAUUAUUGUUAUUCAAUGGUAAUGCAUUAUUAUAAAAUAUUGGGUUUUACUAAAGUAAUUUUUUAAAUGUAAAAUAUAUCAAAUAUAUAUGUUAUUCCAAUUCAAUAAUAAUGAUGAAACAUUUCAUAUUUAUUUGGAAAAAAUCUUUAGAUAUUAAUUUUUAGAAUUCAGCUUACAAAUUGAAUUCAAUGAUUGAAGUACCUAUAAUGUACCGUUAUAAGUAUUUGAAUCUUAGAUAAUAUAUUGUAGUUUUGGAGCAGAUGUGUUCUAUAGAAAAAAUAUAGAAGAGUUGAUGAAUAAAAUGUCUGGAGUUGUUCAAAGAAA